Molecule: messenger RNA, 627 nt
Organism: Lathyrus oleraceus (garden pea)
Lineage: Eukaryota; Viridiplantae; Streptophyta; Magnoliopsida; Fabales; Fabaceae
Exons: 1
Coding region: 1-627 (208 amino acids)
Molecular function (GO): zinc ion binding; nucleic acid binding
Source: RefSeq, a predicted model, not a curated record
AUGAUGCAACUACAGAGGUUUCCAGAUGUUUCAAGUUUGAGAAUAGAUUGCGUCCUGAGAUCAAACAGGGCAUCGGGUAUCAACAAAUUCUCCAGGUUUCCUGAACUGGUGAAUAAAUGCAGAAUAUAUGAUGAGGAAAGUAGGGUUUGGUCUGCUCAUUAUAAACGUUUGAGUGAGAAAAGGGGAAAGCAUUUGAAUCGUGGAAAUUCGUAUAGUGUUCCAGUUGACAAAGGGAAACAUAUAAUUUCAUAUGGUAGAAGGCCAAGUGUGGGAGGGGCUCCUGCGCCUAUCAAGUGCUACAGGUGUGGUGGUGCAGGAUACCGCGCCAAUGAAUGUAUAAGUGAUGAAAAUAAAUGUUUCAAAUGUGGGAAGUCAGGACAUCUGAUUGUUGAUUGCAAAAUUAAUGUUCCUACUUAUUUCAAUUAUGGGGAACCUGGUCACAUCAGCACCACUUUUCAAAAACCAAAGAAAGCCCAGACUGGAGGGAAGGUGUUUGCGUUGACUGGAUCUCAACCUAACAGUUAUGAUAUGUUGAUUAAAGGUACAUGUUAUAUUCACAAAAUUCCUUUGAUUGCUAUUAUUGAUACGGGGGAAACACACUUGGUUAUUUCUGCUAAUUGUGUAUGA